AUGCCAUUCUCAUUUAACUACGAAUACGAGUGUUGUGCAUGUCAUGAGAUGGGAAAAUUUGUCGACUACAAAUGUUUCCAAUGUAACUACAAUCUCCACACCAAGUGUGCGAUUCUACGUCAUAGAAACCCUCUUGAGGACCUUAAUCAUAGGCGUUCUCGUUUACUUGAGUCUUUGUUUGAUCGUCAUACCGACUUUGCUUUAAUGACCACCGAGGAUGUGAUUCUACAUAUAGACAAAGUUUUAGAUGCUUGUCAAAAAAUUCUUGAAGAGUUGGACAGAAUUUCGAAGGAUCUCGGUGCCUCCUCCAUCGACGAAACUCUUCCACUACAACAUGGUAACUAUCUCAAAAGAAUGAAACGUUUGAACGAAAUUCUUGAAGAGUUGUACACAAUAGAGAUUUAA
Messenger RNA from Dovyalis caffra, 405 nucleotides. The record is from the annotation of a GenBank genome assembly. Lineage: Eukaryota; Viridiplantae; Streptophyta; Magnoliopsida; Malpighiales; Salicaceae.